AUGCCAUUCGGAUUAAUAAUUGGGACUGACCGUGCUUUGGCACUCCAGCAAGCUAUUCAAGAUGAACUAAUGACUCGCGGAUACAGUCCCGAAGCUGAUCCCGUUAUGGCAGAGUACAUCACAAUAAUGAUCAUAAACAACAAGACUGCAGCUCAAAUCACUUCUGAGCUCGAAGAUUUUUUCGGUUCUGAUUUUGACCCCAGUUUUACGGACUGGUUGUUCAAAGAAGCCGCCAGAGGCUCGACAGAAACCGAAACCACAUUACCAGAGCCUUCUGUGGAACUGUCGGAGCGCCCAGCUGAACCUGCCCCGUCCCGAACCAUUUCUCAUCCGGCGAAUGAUACUUCCCGUCGCGGUUCUAAUCCUCCACGCAAUGGCAUUUAUCAACAAGCCUUAUCACAGGCUUUACCAUCCUCAUCCUCAUCUCAAAAGCGGCCUGCGUCUGCUCGGUCACCUUCCCCAAAUCACCCAAACAAAAUGCGUCGCACAGAACCUCCCACAGGCCCUCGCGCAAUGCACAGAGACGGCCAGCUUAGUAACAACUCGAGAAGCCUCCUGGAUCGAGUGGGGGGACCCGCAGUUGGUGGCCAACAAGACGAAAUACAGGCCCGUAUCGAUACAAUCGUGAACACCGGUGACCCGAACAUGAUGAUGGCAGGCGGUUUUCCUGGAAUGAACGGUAUGGAUAUGAAUGCGAUGGCAGCUGGUAUGGCGAACCCGAUGAUGAUUCAAGAACUCAUGAUGAACCAAAUGGCGCUCAUGGCACACUUCUCCGGGAUAAUGAAUCCUGGGCAGUUUGGAGGAUUCCCUAUGCAGGGUGUCAUGCCUCAAGAAAUGGGAAUGCCGCAGCAGAAUAUGGGAGUAAACGGAUUCCAAGGCCAAUCGAGUGGGCCGAACAGAGGUCGUGGCACUGGAGGUAGGGGAGGUCGUGGAGCAAGCCGAGGUCGAGGAGGACCACCAAUAUCGUCGGUAACGAGCAAAAUUGAGGAAGUCCCAACCGAGUCUCCUGCUAUAUCUACCCCUAUCGCGGCUCCCACACCGUCAACGACUAUCAAAGCGCCGAUGUCUGAUGCUACCCCAUCCGCUGCACCUUCACGUCCAGCCUAUGCGGUACCUGAACGUCCCCAAUCCCCUACUCUGUGCAAGUUCGGCCUAAAAUGUACGAACGCCCACUGCCGAUGGUCGCAUCCUUCUCCGGUUGCAACCGCAGAGAGCGGGGUGGUUCUCAGUAAUGACCCUUGCGAGAAUGGGAAACAUUGUAAGGACAAGGACUGCAUCAAGGCGCAUGUCAGUCCGGCUACUCUCAAACCCCAAGACCACGCUGCACCUGUGCCGCCACCACAGACACACUCAUUUGCAACCUCUAAUCCCAUUCCUUGUCGUUUCGGGGCCGCAUGUGCGCGCCCAAAUUGCUCUUUUGCGCAUCCACAGCGACAGAGCAAUGUGCAGUGUAAAUUCGGUGCUGCUUGCACCCGAGCUAAUUGUCAAUUCCAACAUCCCCCAGGUCGAGUACUGCCCACGGCUUUCCAUCAGGGAUUGUCUGAGAAUGGCCCUAUGGUAACGGUAAAAAAUCCGGAACCUGGGUCUAUGGGUAGACCGAGCCCGCAUAGAACGGCUACUUUCAAUCAUUCUGGGGCUGGAACUGGAACGAGAGAUAAUUUAGAGAAGCAAAUGAGGGAGAUCGAAGCAAAAAAGGGUCAGGCUGAACAGGCUGUCCGAGAGGCACAGGUUGCUGCAGCCAACGUCAAAAAGGAAGACGUAAAAUCUGUGCAAAUUACCGCCUAG
Lentinula edodes (shiitake mushroom) is the source of this 1785-nucleotide messenger RNA. RefSeq lists its product as uncharacterized. Gene Ontology annotation, molecular function: poly(A) binding. The transcript has 7 exons. The record is from RefSeq and is a predicted model, not a curated record. Gene Ontology annotation, cellular component: nucleus; cytoplasm. Gene Ontology annotation, biological process: regulation of mRNA stability. The coding region runs from base 1 to 1785 and encodes 594 amino acids. Lineage: Eukaryota; Fungi; Basidiomycota; Agaricomycetes; Agaricales; Omphalotaceae.